GGUAGUGGAAGCUAAGUUGAUAAUGCGAUAUUAACGUCACUGUGCCAUAGAAACAAGCACCUUGCAGACAUUACAGUAAAUUCCAUUUUAAAGACUUUACCAGUAUGACGCACUCGUCGGAAUUAAUUAUCUUGUUUAUAGUCCAUCCCGAGAUCUCAUAGAGACCGGUCAUGUAGCGCACAGUGACAUAGCCAAAUAAAUAAUCUAUCAAUUUAAAAGUCAAUGUAAUUAUUGAUAAUAAAAUUUAAGUGUCUACAUAUUGAGACAGUGAAAACUAGAAAAAUAACAGUGUACAAACAACAUGAGGCUUCAGAUUUUAUUGACAAUAGUCUGCUUGACAAUAAGAAUAGAUUCGCAAAGCCUGACAAGGACUUCCAACUCAAACGAACCUGGAUCUGGACAGUUAUAUUUCGAAGAUAACUUGCCCAGGAGUAAUAACAUUAAGAAUGUGAAUCUUAAUAGUGACGAUGCAAAAGCCAGCAUACAACAAGCGCAGGCGCAGUCAGGACAACAAAACCUAAGAAAUGGUAACAAACAGGAUGACAUAUUUAAGACUGUAAAUAAACCAGUUACACAAAAUGGUAACUUACAGAAUCAGUACCAAACGAUUAAUCAAAACGAUAACUUACAAAGUCAAGCAAACAAUUUGCAGAAUCAGUAUAACUAUUUGAAUCUGCCGGUAAAUCAGAAUAAUGAACAAAACCAAAAUCAGUUUAAUCCUAAUUUGAGCCAGAAUUCGAACUACCAGUUUCAACAAAGCUUGGGACUUGCACCGCCUUCGCAAUCUAGUCAAGAUUAUUAUACCAAGCAAAGUUUAACUCAUUCAAACAUCGGUGCUGGUGCCGAUAACCGAUACGCAACCCGAGCAGACCCCGUCCCUUUAUCUCAGAAUACUCGCCAAGUAAAUUUGACAAAUGAUAUGAAACUAGCGUCUGCGGUUAUCUCACACAUUGGCAUUUUUAUGAUGAAGAGCGCUAGAGGAAAUCAGUCAAACAUUGUGGUUUCUCCAGUGUCUGUGGUGAAUAUGCUGGCGCUCCUGCAAGCCGGUGCCACGGGCGCCACUCAAGAGCAAGUCACUAAUGCAUUGAGACUGUCGCCAGAGAAGUCAGCGGAAGCAUUUCGACUUAUGAAUACAGAAUUUCGGAAGCGUGGCGAUGAAAGAAACAUUUUGCGAUCAGCGAGCAGUAUUUUCGCUUCAGAUUCAUUCGAGCUUAGUCGUGAUUUCAAGAAUUUUGCAAUUCAGAACUUUGGCAGUGAAGUUUCAAGAAUCAGUUUUGACAAUCCAAAUGCUGCUGUCCAGAAAAUAAACUCUUGGAUUGCUAGCAAGACUAACAACCAGAUUAACAAGCUCGUAUCCCCAGAUUCUAUCGGUGUCAACACUCAACUCGUGCUGGCCAACGCAAUAUACUUCAAGGGUAUAUGGGAGACCAUGUUCCAGAGGUCAGAGACGUCUUUGCAAGACUUUAAUCUGAGCAAUGGAGGCAAGAAGUCUGUGUCGUUCAUGACGCUGCGGAGUGGCUUCAGGGCUGGCUUAGACAAGGCUAAUAAAGCCAUUGUCAUUGUUUUACCUUUUGAGAACAAUGAAUACUCCCUGGUCAUGUUGCUGCCCGUUGCUGGCGCCGACGUGUCGGCUGUGUUGGCGUCGCUCGAUGGUGAAACUCUUGCAAACUACCAGAACCUACGGCGCCAGGACGUUCUACUCGAAAUACCCAAAUUCAGUGUCCGAAGUAAUGCUGAUCUUCAACCGAUUUUCACAAAGAUGGGAAUCACAAGGAUGUUUUCUCCAACAUCGGAGCUCAGCCACAUCGGCCUGUACCGCGCCACUUCGCCCCAAGUCUCCUCCGCGGUUCAUUCCGCCAUGAUGUCAAUAGACGAGCAGGGCGCCACAGCCGCCGCAUCUACAGUGGUUGCAGUCGUAGCAUUGUCUUUCGACAACCCCUCCGUCGUGUUCAGGGCAGACCGGCCGUUCUUAGCUGUGCUGUGGGAUAAUCAGCUAAGCGUGCCUUUGUUCAUGACCAAGAUUGAAGAUCCUUCACUGUAAAUUUAGAUCUUGCCGAUUUUAGUAACGUAACUGUUAAGGUUAGGCUAAAUAAAUUUGAGUUGUAGGUAACUUUACGAGUCAUAAAGUUGUAGUGCCGCCUAUGACUUUGAAAUUGUCUAGAAUGUGUCUACUUAAACUCAAAGUAAUGUUAAAUACUUCUGGGCAAGCAUGGUCGCGUGAUAAACGAUAUAAUGUCAGGCAGUCCCUUUCGCACUAGGUAUUUGUCAGUGCGAUAGGGACGUACCGAUGUGAUAAAGUUUAUCGAACUAGUGUGCUACGCUCGCAGGUCUGAAAUACUCGUUUUUAUAAAUAUGUAAUAAUAUUAUAGGUUUAGAUUUAUAUAAAAACUACAAUAAACAGUUCAUAAUUCUUUAAUAUUAAAGACAGAUGUUAUGCAGUUUCGUUAAUAACUAAUUCUCGACUGCAACAUGCAAACAACAUGGGAAACUAGUUAUAACAUUAUAGUAAAAUUAAACUAAAGACACUAGUUAAAAAAAUAAAUAAAAACAGCAACUUGCUACUUGAAUAUAAAAUUCAUACCUAAUCACGAUUCGACUUACUGUCCUUUGCAUUACUUACAUCGUAGGUAUUUCUUUGCAACGUCUGUUGUUUCAAUAUUGGUUGCUCAAAAAUAUAUAAAUAUAUUUGGCAUAAAUUUCAAGACAAGCUCGGCAGAAAGAACCAACAAAUUCUUAGUCUCGAUAAGUUCAACGAAUAUAUUAAGUCUUGAUCUCUGUAAUGGAAUAAAUAAUUUGAAACCAAAAA
This is a messenger RNA of Leguminivora glycinivorella, 2806 nucleotides long. RefSeq names its product serine protease inhibitor 42Dd-like (gene serpin-12). The record is from RefSeq and is a predicted model, not a curated record. The transcript is spliced from 7 exons. Gene Ontology annotation, molecular function: serine-type endopeptidase inhibitor activity. Gene Ontology annotation, biological process: negative regulation of endopeptidase activity. Bases 302 to 2041 code for a protein of 579 amino acids. NCBI's taxonomy places the organism in Eukaryota, Metazoa, Arthropoda, Insecta, Lepidoptera, Tortricidae.